Messenger RNA from Myodes glareolus (Bank vole), 2045 nucleotides. RefSeq names its product death domain-containing membrane protein NRADD. Gene Ontology annotation, biological process: Rho protein signal transduction. Gene Ontology annotation, cellular component: cell surface; plasma membrane. Lineage: Eukaryota; Metazoa; Chordata; Mammalia; Rodentia; Cricetidae. Gene Ontology annotation, molecular function: death receptor activity; nerve growth factor binding; coreceptor activity. The record is from RefSeq and is a predicted model, not a curated record.
AUAGGCCUGCGGGGGCUGUUGAAUUGUUUCUUCGCAUUUUGGGUUUGGAGAUGGGUGGGGAGGCCAGGAGAAGUUCCAGAAGCUCAGGAUGGGUGGGGUAGAUUCCAAGGCCUGUCCGCUGCUACUGGUUUACGGGCCCACCCACCAACUAGGACACUGGAAGCCCCCCACUCCCAGUGUGGUUAAUGGCACAAAGGUACAGAGUCUGUAAAAGACCACCCACCUCCGAGGCUCACCUGGCUACCGCAGUGGAUUGCUAGCACGCCAUGGGGUAGACUCAUUGGUUAUGCAGCAGUUACUGUUGGAGACCUGGGGGGCCUUUCUGAGUCUCUUCGUCUUCAGGAGAAAUCUCUCCUCCUUCCAAAGCUGGAGCCUCAGCCUGCAGGAAGUGGGUCUCGGUAGAUUUAGUACUGUAGGGUCCAGAUGGGCCCUUGGACUGAGUGGCCCGUCUUCCAUUCAGGCCUUCUCUGAAUUCCCAAGUAAGAAAAAGACUAGCCUUAGGUCCCCUGGAUCAGCCUGCCCUGUGACCUUGCUGAGCCCAUUAAGGUAGCCUUUCACUUAGCGCCUGGCCAGGAAAGGGCUGGCCAUUGGCCCUGGAGCAGAGUGGGAGCCUGGUCAGGAGUCCUCCCGUCUUGGGACCUUGGGAUGUUGGUUUUUGCAGAAGUGUAUGAGUGAGCUUUUCACUGGUCUCUAGGGAUGCUUCAGCCUGAGCUAGGGGCACAGGGCAUGCAGCUUUACUCUUAACAGCCCUGGGAUCAGCCCAGGUCUUUGAGAUAGGGUGAUUUCUAUCCUGAGCGCUAUUGGGGCCAGCUCAGUCACCUCCACCUGCUAGACACAGGGGAACUGUUCCAGCCCUGGUGUGAAUCAGGAUGGUGUAAGCUAGUAAUGGGGACAGGCCGCCCCAGAGACUUCUGGCCGCAGAUCUUAGGAUAUCCUAUCCCCGUGCAGAAUUCCUGCUUGUCUCAGAAAAGCUGUCUUUCACUCCGUCAGCUCAGUGCUGUGUAUGUGUGACUUGCCUUCACCAAGCGGCAGCAUAGCCAGCCGUGCCUGGGAGAGCCAUGCUUUACAACGUCAGCCACAACAAAGGUGUGCACUAUGCAGAUACAGCCCUGAAGGGGCAGGAUGGGGACAGGGAAAGAGUGUGGGUAGGAGUCGAAGGAGCCCUGGCUCCCAAUACCUCCUCCCUAUUUCCCCCUGAGCCUCCAGGGGCUUCAAGCAACAUCAUUCCUGUCUACUGUGCUCUCCUAGCUACUGUGGUCCUUGGUCUGCUGGCCUAUGUGGCCUUCAAAUGUUGGCGCUCACAUAGACAAAGACAACAAUUGGCCAAAGCUCGGACUGUAGAGCUAGGGGACCCUGACAGGGACCAGCGACAUGGUGACAGCAGUGUCUUCGUGGACUCUCCUCACUGUCUGGAGCCCUGUAUCCCCAGCCAAGGAUCACAUCCUGACCUUGGUUGCCGACUUUACCUGCAUAUUCCGCAGCAGCAGCAGCAGGAGGUCGAGCGACUCUUGAUGUUGGGUGAACCUUCCAAAGGCUGGCAGGGGCUGGCAGGCCGCCUAGGCUACCAAGCUGAGGCUGUAGAAGCCAUGGCCUGUGGCCAGUCACCAGCCUAUACCCUGCUAAGGGACUGGGCUGCCCAAGAAGGUAGCAGAGCUACCCUCAGAGUGCUAGAGGAUGCCCUGGUUACCAUAGGCCGGGAAGAUGUGGUCCAGAUUUUGGGCUCACCAGCUGAAGGCUGCUCUGUGGUUUGAGUGACACUCCCCAGGGCUGCCUGCACUGGCACUACUUACCAUUCUCACUGCCUCAGGUUCCCUUCAUGGACUUCCUAGUACUUCUGGCUUUAGAAGUUCUGCAGAACACAGAAGAUCCAGCCACUCCAUAUCCCUUCACCCUCCUCUCCAAGACAGGAAACAGAAUAUGGGGGGAUGGGUAAGAGUAGGGCAUGGCUCUACCCACAGAUUCCCCCAUUCUGCCUCCCUUUAUGUAGCUCCAGCUAUUUUUUCUAUUUUUUUUAAAUCACAUAUUAAAGGCAACUUAGACUUGUA